Messenger RNA from Glossina fuscipes, 3427 nucleotides. RefSeq names its product DNA repair endonuclease XPF (gene mei-9). The transcript is spliced from 8 exons. Gene Ontology annotation, molecular function: single-stranded DNA binding; damaged DNA binding; single-stranded DNA endonuclease activity. Gene Ontology annotation, biological process: nucleotide-excision repair involved in interstrand cross-link repair; resolution of meiotic recombination intermediates; double-strand break repair via homologous recombination. NCBI's taxonomy places the organism in Eukaryota, Metazoa, Arthropoda, Insecta, Diptera, Glossinidae. The record is from RefSeq and is a predicted model, not a curated record. Bases 18 to 2969 code for a protein of 983 amino acids. Gene Ontology annotation, cellular component: nucleotide-excision repair factor 1 complex.
AAGAAGCAUUGGGAAAUAUGGAAAAGGAUUCGAAACAAGAACAACCAGAAGAUAAAAGUCAAGCAAAUAUUGCAACAGCAGAGGAAUAUUUAAUGGGUGUGCAACUUUUGAAUUAUGAGAAGCAGAUGUUUUUGGAUAUGGUUUACUCAGAUGCUUUAAUGGUUUGUGCGAAAGGUCUCAGUUACGAGCGAGUGCUGUUAAAUAUCUUAAAGGUCUAUAGUGAUUCUGGAAAUUUAUUGCUUGUUAUUAACGGUUCCGAUUGGGAAGAGAAUUAUUAUAAGUCUCGAGUGGAGAAGAAAUUUUUACAUGAGGCAGCCAAUACAGCUACAGAAAGAGAACGUGUUUACCUUGAGGGUGGCAUACAAUUUAUGACCACACGCAUUUUGGUAGUGGAUCUACUGAAGCAAAGAAUACCUAUUGAGUUGAUUACCGGCAUAGUGGUACUACGAGCUCAUACUAUUAUUGAGUCUUGUCAAGAAGCCUUUGCUUUACGAUUGUAUCGCCAACGCAAUAAGACUGGUUUUAUUAAAGCAUUUUCUGGUAGUGCUGAAGCAUUCACCAUUGGAUAUGGGCACAUAGAACGUAUCAUGCGUAAUUUAUUUGUCAAAGAACUGUUCAUAUGGCCUCGCUUCCAUGCCACUGUGCAGUCAUCUUUGAAGCCAUAUGAAGCUCAAAUCGUCGAAUUGCAUGUACCGCUCAGUGGUAAAAUGGAAUCUAUGCAGGCAAAUAUUUUAGAUUUAAUGAAUUAUUUAGUGCGCGAGAUCAAACGCAUCAAUCGAAUGGUAGACUUGGAAGUUAUUACCGUUGAGAAUUGUGUUACGAAAAAAUUUCAUAAGAUACUUCAAAGCCAAUUGGACUGUAUAUGGCAUCAAUUGAAUUCACAAACUAAAUUGAUAGUUGCUGACUUAAAGAUUUUACGGAAUCUAAUGAUUUCUACCAUGUAUAACGACGCUAUAAGUGCUUACGCGUUAAUUAAACGCUAUCGUACUACUGAGUAUGCUUUAAGUAAUUCUGGAUGGACUUUGUUGGAUGCUGCUGAGAAGGUAUUUAAAUUGGCCAAGGAGAGAGUUUAUAACGAAGCGGGAGAAUUUGAACCAGAACCAUGCCCUAAAUGGAAAUAUUUAAGUGAAAUUCUCAAGGUUGAAAUACCAGGAGAUAUGAAGCGUUCCGAAACGAAUAAAUUGAUGCAACCAAAGGUUCUUAUACUCUGUCAAGAUACCCGUACUUGUUAUCAACUGAGACAGUAUUUAACUCAAAGUGGGGAACAGUAUUUAUUAUAUGUGGCUAUGCGUCAUCAGAUACCUGUAGCAAAAUUAAGUAAAAGAUUUGAAAAAAUAAAAAAUGGUCACGAAUUGGAAAUGACUUUAAGUCAAAAACCAGACCCAGUUCUCAAGAAGCAAACAUGUGGAAAAUCAUUAAAUAAAACUGACAUUCAAGGUCAAGAGGAAAGUUUACCUGAUACUCAAGCACUGCCCAUGGAUGAAUUAACUCAACUCUUAAGUCAAGAUGAUCUAGAGGAUUUACAGGAACAUAACCUUUUCCAAGAAAGCUACUUGUUAACUAUGACCCAACCGUUAUUGACGGAUGCUGACUUGGAUAAUACGGACACCACAUAUGAUGAUGUUGAAGGGGCAGUUGGUACCAGUUUACAGGACUCCAUAUUUGAACCAUUUCCAGAGAUGGAAAGUAUGGACAUCACUGCCGCUGUCGCUGCAGGCAAACAACCUUUGAUCUGCUUGCAAACAUUUAAGACGGAACAUGAUGGGCCUUUAGCUUUGGAACGCAUACUUAACGACAUACAACCGCAGUAUGUUGUUAUGUAUCAUUGCAAUGUUACCGCUAUACGGCAAUUGGAAAUUUACGAGGCACGACAUCGUCGUCCACCUGCGGAACGCAUGAAAAUUUUUUUCCUGAUACAUGCUCGGACUGUGGAAGAACAAUCGUAUUUAACUAGCUUGCGAAGAGAGAAGCAGGCUUUUGAACUGAUUAUAGACACAAAAAGCACCAUGGUAAUACCUGAAUACCAGGAUGGAAAAACAGAUGAAGCCUUCGUUUUAUACAAGACUUUCAAAGAUCCAGAAGUGGAAGCAAAUAACGCCCAGAGUCGUAAAGCUGGAGGCCAACAAUCAACUGAAAAUUUAUCAGUCCCCAAAAUUAUAGUAGAUAUGCGCGAAUUUCGUUCCGAUUUGCCCUGCUUGAUACACAAAAGAGGUUUGGAGGUGGUGCCGGUUACCAUAACUAUUGGCGAUUACAUUCUAACUCCCGAAAUAUGUGUGGAACGCAAAUCGAUUUCCGAUUUAAUCGGUUCUCUUAACUCAGGUCGUUUAUACAAUCAAUGCAUACAAAUGCAACGUUAUUAUGCUAAACCUAUUCUACUGAUUGAAUUCGACCAAAAUAAGCCCUUUCACUUGCAGGGAAAAUAUAUGUUGAGUCAGAAUACCACCUCCACCAACGUUGACAUAGUGCAAAAAUUGCAGCUGCUUACACUGCAUUUUCCGAAAUUACGGCUAAUAUGGUCACCAAGUCCAUAUGCUACGGCUCAACUAUUCGAAGAGCUGAAAUUGGGUAAACCGGAACCGGAUGCUAAACAGGCAUCUACUCUCGGGAUCGAUGAGAUAGGCUCUUAUGAUGAUUUGAAAUUUAAUGCCAAUAUUUAUGAUUUCUUGUUACGGUUGCCAGGGAUUAACACUCGGAAUGUGCAUCAGUUAAUGCGACAUGGAGGCAAUUUAAAGGAAUUGUUAAGAAAAUCGCAAGUUGAGUUAAGUAAACUAUUGGACUCGCAGGAAAAUGGAAAAUUGCUAUGGGAUAUACUGCAUGUGGCGCAUUUGCCCGAGAAGGAUGAAAUAUCUGGUUCAACUGCUCUGCUUGCGGCGGGCAAACAAUUCGUCACACAUACACGCUUUCGUAGGGGAGCAGCCGCUUCGCUGGCCACACGUGGUCGUUUAACCGGAAAAUUUAACAGGAAUUGAAAACAAAUUUUUACAAAAAUAUUUACAUUUAUUUAUUUUGUGUGUUUAUUAAAAAAUGAUUAUUUACUAAAACGGGACAUUGUUUAAGGAUACGAAUCUGCAGCUAUUACCAGUCACUUAGUGUCGCAAUUAAAGCACAAGCUAAGCCAUUCGCAAACAAACUUGGGCCAAUCAAGCACGCACAUCAACAUGCACGGAUACGAUAUUUACCAACCAUGACAAAUUAGAAUUUCAAUUGAGUCAUUUGUUGGCCCCCAGAAAAUGAUUUUCUCCGCAUAUGCAUGUGUUUAUGUUUGACUUUCAGUAAAUUCAAAUGUACUUUGGCGUUUUUAGGUUGUAACACUUAAACAAACGAAAAAAUUUUGCGGUUGGCUGGUACCAACACAAAAAUAUGCUCCUAUAGGAGAUAAAUAUACACAUUUACGCUUGUUUGCAAUGCGCAGCCAGGUAAAAUGACA